AUGGAGCCCGGCGGAGCUGCGGGGGGGGGGGCGGCGGCGCUGCUGGGGCGGGUCCGCUGCCGCGACCACGAGGCCGUGCCUUUCGACAUCUUCCGCUACGGCGUCCUCACCUGCUUCGUGCUGCUGGAGUUCGCGGCCAAGGCGGACGCGCUCUUCGGCGUCCUGGAUGGCGGCUCCGGCGCCGCUGACGGGAGGGUCUGCCAGGCCGUGCUGCGGGCGCUGGAGGAUGCGCUGGGCACCGGCCACUUCUCUCUCCCCAGCCACUACCUGGAGGCGGGUUCGAAGCUGGGGCCAGACGGCCUGGCCCUGGCCAUGGACCGGGCGCUGCAGGAGAGGAAGCUCAGCACCUCCAUGAGCCGGGAGGAGUUCCUGAAAAAAGCCACUGCCUUGUUCGUGGCAAAAGUGAAGCCCGUUGAGUAACACCUGGGUGGGAGCAACGCUGACUGCGUCCACUUUGACUUCCGUGAGCGCUCCGCGCAGAGCCGUUUACACAAAGGGGGCUCCGGCCCCCAGCGCUAAGCUGGAUGGCAAGCACUGGGGGCUGGUCAGGCGCUGUCUGGAGAGCCCGGGUCUGCCCGACAAGAGAUUCCCGAUUUCCAUGCUCCCUUCCUUGUUCCGAGUGCAACAGGUGCCCAGCCACCUCCAGCGCUGGAGAUGUCCCUAUCCGCUGUGCCUCUCCCAGCCGCGGUUCCUCUGACCCAGCUGGCAUUAGUAAAUCUUUUUUUAGGCGUUAACUGGGGACUUGCAAGGAGGCCUGUGAACUGUAGGGCAGUGUUAGCCAUUAAAAAUGAGCUAGAACGAAGUAAAUGUGGGGCUGGACCUCCAGAUACCCUGCAGUUUUGUCCUAGCCCUGGCCAUGUCAUGUCAUGCAGCUUCAGCAGGGAACUUUGUUUCUGCUUUUGGGUUUGUUUCACACCUACCUGUGCAUUGGAGGGUGAUGCUUAUCUACCUACUACUGUGAGGACUCGCAGGUAAAUAUGGGGCCGAUCUGGAGUGUGAGAUAAAGCGUUAUUUUAUUAAGCGAAAUGUUUUAAACGCACAGCAGAUGAGAAAUGGCUGGCUGGGAAGCAAACCUCACUGGGAAGGGCUGUGAGCCAGAGGGAGGGGUCUGUCUCUGCCAGCAGCCAAGCUGUGAGGCGAUGAGCUGUCCGGCGAUGAGCUGUCCCUGCUGCCUCCUCGCUCGGUGUUUACCCAACUGCCUCUGGCUGCUGUGGUCCGGACUUUGAAGAUCAAAGCUCAUACCUGAGCGAUGACUUCUCAAGCGGAGCUGCAGAGUGCUAUGAAUUCGAUAAUGAUUUGGGACGUGGAGCACCGGGUCAAGACGAGACAAACCCUGUUCCCUGAGGUCAUAGUUUGCUUUUGAACAGAGAUGCGUGUUGAACCAUGUGUUAUUUAUUUGAACUUGUCUGUGUUAAUUAUUUAUACUGUGCAAUAAUUGGUUUACUGUAAGACAUUAAAGCUUUUUAUUAUUUUUUUAGUGGCCAAUUUCUUUACUGCCUGCUGGCACUUAGCGCCAGGAUGAACCACAGCAGCAUUCAGAUCCUUGAGGCAGUCUCUGUUUUCAGGGGUUGACGUUGGCAGCCUGCAGCAGCCUGCAGCAGCCUGCCUGGCUGAAGGUAUGGGAGUGCAAAGCACUUGUAGUUACUACCAAAAAAAAAAA
Messenger RNA from Aptenodytes forsteri (emperor penguin), 1660 nucleotides. It is a transcript of the gene TPGS1, whose product is annotated as tubulin polyglutamylase complex subunit 1. NCBI's taxonomy places the organism in Eukaryota, Metazoa, Chordata, Aves, Sphenisciformes, Spheniscidae. The record is from RefSeq and is a predicted model, not a curated record. Gene Ontology annotation, molecular function: microtubule binding. Gene Ontology annotation, biological process: protein polyglutamylation. Bases 1 to 420 code for a protein of 139 amino acids. The transcript is spliced from 2 exons.